Molecule: messenger RNA, 4461 nt
Organism: Hypanus sabinus (Atlantic stingray)
Lineage: Eukaryota; Metazoa; Chordata; Chondrichthyes; Myliobatiformes; Dasyatidae
Product: MANSC domain-containing protein 4-like
Exons: 3
Coding region: 163-1218 (351 amino acids)
Source: RefSeq, a predicted model, not a curated record
UUAACAACUGCACCCACUCAUUUUCUGUAUAAUUAAAAUCUUGAAGCAGUGCCAUGGUGAACAUGUUCAUUUCUGACGCAGAAGUAGCACCUCACCUUAAGAAAGUCCUUGUGUAAGAGCGCCGACACUGUUUCCCAGUUCAGAUCUGAGCAGUCAGUAGCCAUGAUUCUCACGUUGAUUCUGCUGAUGUUCUUCCCUGUCCUACACAGAUCCACUCCUCGAUGUUCGCCAACAGUGUUUUAUAGAAACUGCUGGUUGCGCCAUUUUCCUGGGUUACUUAUAGAUCUGCCACUUUCCAGAAGAAGGGGCGCCCGCUUGGUUAAUUACUACCACGCGAAGACUGCUCAACAGUGCAGCAGGUCCUGUUGCCUCCUCCGGAACGACACGUGUAACAUAGCCGUCUUCAGUUUUGCCCAACAUCAAGGCGGUUCCAACUGUUUUCACCUUAACUGCCCAAGUCAGGAAAGUUGUAUAAUGAGAAGAAGGAUUGAUUUUACACUAUUUAACAUAACAAGAGGAGAAGAUCCAGAUUUGCUUGUUUUUGGAGACCGUCGAAAUAAAACCAGGGACCCAGGUUUCCGAUUCUCUGCCAACAUGUCAAGAUUGAAUAAUUCUGGAUAUCUUGGACUGGAUAAACAACGUUCUUUCAACAGGUAUGCUUCGCUUUCGUCACAAGCAACUCUUUCCACUUACAACUGGUACCCAAAUGGGUCACUCCCAUCACGGACUCCAUUUCUUUCGGCAUCGAACCCGGCGUCAGUCACUGAUUCACUGGACACUGGGAGAGGAACAAACAAUAGCCGAAUCGAAUCGUCUGAGCUACCAGAAGCGCUAGUCUUAAUCAAAGAUGAGCUGCUCCCUAAUACUGCAUCGGAAAACACUUCCCAGCCCUCUCGUUUCCCAAACAGCGCAACCCAUGAAGAAUCAAGUUAUUUAAAAUCGACUCCUAACACCCACUCAUUAGGAAAGGCAAGUAGUACUAUAGGAAGCAAUGGCAAGAACCAGACGAUUGAUGUCACGACUACCAUGACACCUUGGCAAGUGGAUCUCGAAGUUUUACUGACUCCAUUAUUGUUAUCUUUAAUCGCGUUGAUCUUUGGGUGCGCUAUUGUGGGGGUAGCAACAAGGUGCAAGAAAAAGCGAGGAUGCUAUAGACCUCCCCAGCCCAGUGGUGCUGGUAAAAAUAAAAUUGAAAUUAGAAACAGGUUAUUUAAAUAGAUGAACUGACAAUAUUCAAAGAAUGCUCUAUUUUUUGACCUAGUGCUAAAAUUCCAUGUCCUGAAACUUGUCGAUAGAAAAUUUGGCAUUCAAGAUUAAACUCUAUAGGACCGAUUAGAAUCCCUGACCUUGCCAUCUGCCCAGUUAUACGCAAAAACUUCAGAAGCUGUUUCCAAUAAUUUUACCUUUCCCCUACGUAAAAUGUGUUGUUACACUUUGUCGAGACAAUCAGCAGAGUCAGCACUUUACAUGAACACAGAAUUCCUGCGAGAAAAGCCAUGCAAAAUACCUGUUCCAAAGGAAGCUUAAAGAAAACAUCACAUUUUCUGUUUUAGCGCAUGCAUGACAUAACCUUUAUUAGACAAUUCUAGGAAUAGCAGCCCAUCCAAAAUUACUCAUUUAUCAGUGCAUGUAUAUGAAGGCUUUCUCUGCAAGCAAUGAGUUUAUUUAUACAAUCUUUUCUAAUUCUUUUAAUGAAAUCAUUAACUAAUUACCCAAACAACAACAUUUCCAAUUAGUUUUGGUAACUGAAUUAGAUGCAAUGAUGCUUCUGUGUAUACACUGGUAAGAGAAAAAAAGCACUUCGUAAAAAGGAACCAUUUUGAAUUUUUAUCUAAAUUUAUAACACUGUAAUCCAAAGUGGAAGUGAAUUGUAAUCCUGAUUCCACUGUUAUUGGCCCUAAAAUAAUGGAAAGCAGUGGCAUCGGGAAAAUGUGCAUAUUCUGACACAAAAAUCUCAAAUAAUUUGGAAAUAUGAGGUACAUAUAUUUUCAGUGAAUAAUAAAAUGCAUAUGAUACAUUGCUUUAGAAUGUUUCAUAAUUUAUCCAUAGGAAAUAAAAAGGGUGAAAAGCUAAGAAAUUUAUUUUUGCUUUCUUUGUCUGAUAUGUUGGAACAGAUAUUAGCCUUAAUAAAUAUUCCUGUUGGGUUUCAGCCCAAACCAUUAACUAUUUAUUCCCCUUCCAUAGAAGGUGCUGACCUGCUGAACUCUUCCAGAAUUUUGUGUGUUGCUCCCAGUUUCUAGCAUCUACAGAAUCUUUUGUGUUAAUGAAUAUUAAGCUAUUUUUCAUUAUGACUUAGGUUGAAAUUUAAAUUGAGUAAGAUGUCAUUUACUGUAUGACACAAGAUGUACUGCACAAUUUCAUCAUGUAACCCACACACAUCUUCAAAGAAAAUAAAGUGCAAAAUAUUUACUAUAUCCUUGCCAUUAUUUAGACAUCAAAGGAAAAUAAUACGAUUGAUAACUGAUUAUCAGAUUUAUCUUAAAUGUCAUGUACACCAGUUUCAUGUUCAGUAUGAACAAAACCUGAUAUUACCUACAUUAAACUUGCCAAUUAUCCCAUUUUAAAGUGCUGCAGAAUAACAUUUUUGUCAAAAGUAUGAUAGCUUAAAUUAUGUAAAUGAAAAGUUAAAUGAUUUUUUCAAGGAAAUUGUGUCAACCAACAAGCAUUUUAAUCUUAUACUAAAUCUAUUUUCUUUCCUUGCCACAUUCCCAUCAACUCCUCCCCUCCUCCCAGAUUCCACCGUUCAACAACACAAUAGGGGUAACUUAUCGUAACUAAUUAAAGUGCCAGCUCAUGUCUUUUGGGAUAUGGGGCAAAACCAAAACACCCAGAAGAAACACACAAGAUCAUGAGAAUGUGCAAAUCUUACACACACACACACGAGUUUAGGUCAUGAUUGAGGGUUGCAACACUUGGUCUUUAACUUUAUUCCUUUCCAUCAUCCAGGAAUCCAAUGGAAUAGCACCUAAUAUUCCAGCAAAGUUGUCCAGAACCUGACAGCAUGAACAUUGAAAUCUCCAUUUUCAAGUAACUUGUUCCUCCCGUCCCUUGUCUUGUUCGUACUACACACAUAUCUCCCAUAUCCACCACACCCUCCCAGCAUCCUUCUUCAUUCCUCCUUUACUUUUCCCAUCUGAUCUCUCUACCUCAUUACUUUGUUCCAUGCUCUAACUUUCUUUCCUCUCAGAUUCCAUCAUCUGCAGCCCUUUGUUACCUCCACCUGUCACCUCCCAGCCUCCAUCACUACUUCCUCUCUUCCCUGCCUCAUCUAUCACCCCACCUCACCUGGAUUUAAUUAUCCCUUUUGCUCCACCUCUUCUCAUCUUUUUAUUCUGGCUAUCUACCCUCUUUCAGUCCAGGUGGAAGGUCUCCACCCAAAACCUUGACUCUUCGCAUUUCCUUCCACAGAUACUGCCUGACUGCUGACUUCCUCCAGCUUUUAGUUUUUAUUUUUGCUUCAGAUUCCAACUUCUGCAAUCUCAGUUGUCUCCUGUGUACCUAACCAGUCCUUUCAGUUGAAGCAGAGAUUUCCUUCUACUCCUUCCAAUUUAUUGUCACAACCACAGAUUCGGCAGUGCAGCAGAUAUGGCAAUUGCGCUCGUGAAUAUGCACGUGUCAGCUAAUUACUAUUUUAUUGUGAUAGUAUUUAACUCCAUUCAUUCUGUCAUAGUAUUUGUCGAGACUUGGACACAGCACAGUAACAAUUCACUGCCUGUUUGCCUUCGGCCUUGCCUGAGAAAUUGGACUGACUCUGAAGAUUAAUGGCAUUUGUUUUAUUCUUAGUUGUUCUUUUCAGCUGCAUUGUAGGCUUCGUUUUUCAUUCGAGAGCCUAGUUAAUGGCAUUGUUUGGCCUAGUGUUUAUUGUUUUCUUUUACCUUUAACAUUGUUUGCAUUAAAGUCAGUGAAAUGUCGACCCACUUCAGUUUCUCUCACUUCGCACUUGUGCCAUAUCCGAACCUGGUAACAUUUAUUCAUUGCGCUCUUCUACAGUAGAGAUUCUUAUUGGAGAUUGAGUGAUUACUUUGCCGACUAUAACAUCAGUGCUGAGCUUCUGGUUGCCUGGCACUUAAAGUUUGUAACCCAAUCCUAUCUUUCUGUGGCUUCAGCACUUUUCCCAUUAAGCUUAAUGUAAAUUUAAGGAACAUAAUUUCUUCUUUCGUCUACGCACUUUGCAACCUCUUUUGUUAGCUGUAAUGUUAUUUACAAAGAAUUUUAAAUCACUUCUUCCAUCUGCAGGUGCUGCAUGAUUUGCAGGAAAUUUCCAGCAUUCCCAUUUUGAAUUCAGAACUCAGCAACAGCACGUGACGGUGUUUACAAGUCCUUUUAUUCUUUUUUCUUCUCUUUCUAACUGCCAUCAUUAACUAAUCAACUAGAUGGCUCUCUCAUUUCUGAAGUUACCUGAGCAGCCCUGCUCCCUCUUGGUUCAGAGUUAUUCCGUGUAUCCUACACAUAGCUCCCCAU